Messenger RNA from Lactuca saligna, 603 nucleotides. Lineage: Eukaryota; Viridiplantae; Streptophyta; Magnoliopsida; Asterales; Asteraceae. The record is from the annotation of a GenBank genome assembly.
AUGCGACUGGGAGCAACUCCAAGAGGAUGGAUUAUAGUGGAGGUCCGUGAUCUAGAAGAAGUAUCAGAACGCCAUGUGAGUUUAAGCAGUGUAGUUGAUUAUGAUGUAAAAUGGAAGACAGUGAACGAUUACUCCCUAAAAGAUGCAGCUUCAUCAGCAUAUCAACAAGUGUGUGCGACAUAUCAUUCAUGGGAUAUUAGAACUGCAUUUUCUGCAAGAAUAUGUGCUCUUCCAUCAAGGGAACAACUUCUGCUCAAUUUAAAUGAAACUGAAGUAAGACUGUUGUUGACCAAGCUAAUGCCGUUGACAUGGCACAUGGAAAUGAGAUUGGGUAAAAUGGUCAUUUACUCACAUUCAGACACUUCAUUUACUUUCUUUAGUAAUGGCAUAAUGGGUGUCGCUCACUCUAUGCAUCAAGAUGUUGCAUUUCCCGUUCUACCCAUGUUUCUAUUAGAUUUAGUAGUUUUGCAGAUACAAGGGGACUUUGGUAUUGGUAUGACUCACCAAGAACUAGUUGACUCUCUUGGAACAAUUGCCCAAAGUGGAACUGCAAAGUUCCUCAAAGCCUUAAAGGAGAAAACUUGGAAAAAUGACCCCAGAUAA